AUGGCGUCCCUCAAUCUCUCCAUAAACGGCCCGUCCAUCAAGAGCAGCUACAAUGGCGUUGUCAACGGCCCCCCGCCAUCAUCCGACUCUCCCACCUAUGCCCAUUGGGCACUCUUCUCAGUCCAGGCCCCUCUUAUGAGUGCCUUCCAAGACAGCGGUGCCAAGGAGAGCAUUCUCAAGGUUCAAAGCACAGGCGAUGGCGAACUUGCCGACCUCAUUGAGGAUUUCAGCGAAGGUCGCAUUCAAUUCGCUUUCGCUAGAGUCAAGGACCCCAACAGUGGCCUCCCCAAGAGCAUCCUGAUCGCAUGGUGCGGGGAGGGUGUCCCCGAACGAACCAAAGGCUACUUCACCAGUCACCUCGCCGCAGUUUCAAAGGUCCUCCACGGAUACCAUGUUCAGAUUACCGCUCGCUCCGAAAGAGAUCUCGAAGUUGACUCUAUCAUGCAAAAGGUGGCCGACGCUUCGGGCGCCAAGUACUCGGCCGCCAGCUCUGACGGCCCUCGUUCCAGCGCACCGCCUCCCGUCAAGACAAAGCCCGUCUUCACCCCCACCACAUCCAGCCGAGCCAACCCUAUCGUCGCUGCUCGAUCCAAGAAGGAUGAGAAUGUGGAUGAGGACGGCUGGGGUGCUGAUGCUCCUCCUGUCACAAGGUCUCAGAUUGAGAAGGUCGAGUCCGCUUACAAGCCCACAAAGGUCAACAUUGCCGAUCUUAGCAAGCAACCGACCGCAACUACCAGCGGAAGUGCCCCUGUCCAGCGAGACGAUACACCUAGCGAUGUGGUCAAAGGCGGCUACCAACCCGUUGGAAAGGUCGAUAUUGCUGCCCUUCGCGCCCAAGCUCAAAGGGAUCAGGAUGAUAGACCGACUCCUGUAAAGGGUUCUUAUGAGCCUGUUGGAAAGGUAGAUAUUGCUGCUAUCCGCGCCCAUGCAAAGAAGCCCGCCGCUUCCGAGGAGCCUCAAGAGGAUGAGACCACAAAACCGGUCGCCGAGCGUAUGGCUGCUUUCUCGCAGCCAUCACAAUCUGAGCGCAUGACCUCGCUGCCCAAACCCAAGGUCGCCAACAAAUUCGGAGGUGCAGCAAGCUUCUCAGGUACCAAGGCUCCCACGCCCGGUGGCUUAGGUUUUGGAGCUCCUGCUCCUGAGAAGUCUGCUCCCAUCGGUGCCGCCAGCCGGACAUUUGCGGACCAAGGCGGGAAGACCCCAGCCCAGCUCUGGGCUGAGCGAAAGGCCAGGGAGAGGGGUGAGUCUGUCGGUAGCAACAGUGCCCCGACUCCGGCUCCUGCCGCUGCUGGUAGCGCUUCUCCUGUGCAGGCCCAGAAGAGUGGAAAUGAGUGGAAGAGUGGUUACGCUGGCAAGAGCUGGGCUCCUGUUCAGACUGGAGACUACGGCAGAGGCAUUCCUGGACAAAUUAGCCAGGAGAACACAGGCGAGCAGAACGAGGACACACCAGCAUCGCCAUCUGGAGUAUCCGCUCUACGAGACCGAUUCAAGGACACGAUCCCCAUUAGUGCUGGGGCUCCUCCUCCUCCUGCAGCCCGUCCUGCCCAAGAUGACGAUUCACCACCACCACCAGUUCCUAGUGAUUCUCGACCUUCUGGAGGCUUUGCCCUCCCUGGUCUGCCCAACCGACCCGUACCCAAGGAUGAGCAGUCGGAUGACGAGCGUGAGGACCCCUCUGCCUACCAAACAGCCGCAGAGCGAGGACGUUCUCCUUCACCUCCUCGUGUUGCUGUCCCUGUCAGCCGUGGGCCCGAGCCUGAUGUUGGAACUCCUCCUGAGCAACGUGCUCCUCCCCCGAUCCCCCCUAGCCAGAUUGAUGUGCCCAAGGAGUCGGAGCUUGCUGAUGACAAGGAGGUCUCCUCCACCGCCCGCUUCGCUGGUGGUGCGGCUGCUGGUGUCGCCGUAGGGGCUGCUGCUGGUGUUGGAGCUGCUGCCGCCGCUGGUGCUUUCGAUCGUGAGCCCAGCCCUGAGCCUCAGCCUGAACCCGAGCUUGAGCGUGCUCCCUCGCCUGCUCCGCAACAAGCUCCUCAGCCAGCUCAAGAAGCCCAGGGUGGAUACCGUGCUGUGAUCCAGUACGAUUAUGAGAAGGCCGAGGACAACGAGAUUGAACUGGUCGAGGGUGAUAUUGUCACCAACAUUGAGAUGGUGGACGAGGAUUGGUGGAUGGGUACCAACUCCCGAGGCGAGAGCGGUCUCUUCCCCAGCAACUACGUUGAGCUGAUUGGGGAUGACGAGCCCGAGCAACCGGCUUCCGCUGCGGCACCACCUCCCCCUGUCCCUGCGGCUGAGCCCGAGCCCGAGCCUCAAGCUCCUGCUGCCGCCCAGGCUGAUGCCGGCCACACGGCCGUCGCCCUUUACGAUUACGAGGCUGCGGAAGAUAAUGAACUAAGCUUCCCUGAAGAUGCCACAAUUACCAACUUGGAAUUCCCAGACGAGGACUGGUGGUUUGGUCAAUACAAUGGUCACACUGGCCUGUUCCCUGCCAACUACGUCCAGCUCAACCAGUAG
Messenger RNA from Fusarium coffeatum, 2508 nucleotides. RefSeq lists its product as uncharacterized. Bases 1 to 2508 code for a protein of 835 amino acids. The record is from RefSeq and is a predicted model, not a curated record. Gene Ontology annotation, cellular component: plasma membrane; site of polarized growth; actin filament. NCBI's taxonomy places the organism in Eukaryota, Fungi, Ascomycota, Sordariomycetes, Hypocreales, Nectriaceae. Gene Ontology annotation, biological process: regulation of actin filament polymerization. The transcript has 3 exons. Gene Ontology annotation, molecular function: actin filament binding.